CCAUUCCUGAAGCUCCAAUGACAUGAAAUGCAAUGAAUAUUUUUCCAAUUUUCGAAUGUUAUUUCAUUUUUUUCGGGAUCGUUGGAGUGAUUGCAACAGAGGAAACAGGACAUUCGUGGAGUGACCUUGUGAAAUCAUUUCUGCAUAAAGAUUUCUACUAUGUUUUAGGAGAAUAUCUUUAUGGAUCAACAAUCAGUUAUAACCAUCCUGAUCUAAUUCAUUUGAGAGUCGGAAAAAAGUGGGAAAAGGAUAUUGGUAGUUCCGGUCAUGAAGUUGAGUGUGAGAGAGCGUCGGAGGAGGAUUUUUAUCAGUUUGAUACAAAUUUUUCACCCAACUUAUACAUUUACAGCGACGAAAAUGGUGUAGAAAAUAAAAAUAUCUUAUCAUAUUUCACAUUCAUUGAAAGAGAAAUUUGGGUAUGCACAAGUCGCCUGCCCAGAGGUGUCUGUAAAAGAGCGCUAAGAGGUGUGGGAGUGAAGAUGAAAUCUUCACAGCCAAUAAGCUUCUACCGGAUUGUUAAUGUGAUGCAUGGCAUCAAGCCGAUAAAUAAGAUAUUUUAUUUCGAUGGAAUCGAGGUGUUCCUGGACAGAUGCGCCGUGAGAGAAGAGGACGAUAUGGGUGAUCAUUACACGGCGACCUUUCGGGAAGUUAAAUAUUUUGAUCCAUCUGAUGAGAAGGUUGUACGCUACAAAGGGAAGGUGUUCCUCAGAAAGGAUCCUACUAACACUACACAACCCAGUAUUUUUGAGCCCAUUGAUGUAUCUACGGAGCAACCAUACAAUAAACAGAGAAUCAAGAUAGAAGAAUUGGAGUUUUUGAGAAAUGGAACAUCCAAAACACAGAAUAUUGGUUCAGAAGGAAGAAUUCUGAGAGUUGGCGUUGAACAUUAUGAAAUUUUAGGAUCAGCAAAUGAUGAAGCUAUAUGUAAAUUUACUGUCAGCAAACAGGAAUGGAGCUGUCUGUUAUUCCAAUAAUCUACCGCUUUGUGCUCUCAAUAAGAAACGAAAUAUAACCGAAUUUUAUUCAACUUCCGGAUUUGAUGGACUCAAACAAGUGAACACUGAAUACUUCUCGGUCACCAGACAAGAACUCUGGGAAUGUAAAUAUG
Messenger RNA from Nilaparvata lugens (brown planthopper), 1108 nucleotides. RefSeq lists its product as uncharacterized. Bases 33 to 974 code for a protein of 313 amino acids. The record is from RefSeq and is a predicted model, not a curated record. The transcript has 8 exons. Lineage: Eukaryota; Metazoa; Arthropoda; Insecta; Hemiptera; Delphacidae.